CCCAGGUAUUUCUUAGGUUAACUCAAUACAUUGGACGACAGCUUUCUUAACCACGUACAUAAACACAUGCACACAUGCACAAACACACACACACACACAGGCACACAAACGACUCCCUAAACAAUCUCCCUGAGUGAUGUUAACGCACCUAUGACCCAGAUCAAUGGAUGCCGGCUGUGAUGAACUGAUACCACAACACCAAGCCAGCACGACAUAAGUCAAGAUGACUUCUACGCCGGGGCCUCUCUCGCCGCAGAGUGCGCCGACACCCUCGUCUUUGGCAGCCAAGACUCCAACUCCCCUUUCUUCCAAGGUCACAACGGUGAUUUCAUCAUCUUAUGCAGACACGGAGUUUCGGGAGUCUCUAACACUGCUGGACGAGCGAGGCAUCCUCAACACAGCAGAGACGCGCCGGCAACUUCGUUUAGACUUGCAGAAGGAGGUCAUCGAUAGCAAUGGCGAGAUCAUCGAUGAGUUCGCCAAAGUUGCUGAACAACUCCGACGCAUCGGCACUACAAUUGGUCGGCUGAACGAGACCUUCAGUGAGAUGAAGACGCAAAUCGGUGUAGCCCACACUGCAACCUCGUCAGCCCUGACGGAGGCUUCGCAGCUGAUGGCUCAAAGGCGCCAGAUCGAGCAGAAGCAAACGCUGCUCAGUGCUUUCAAUGCGAACUUUGUGCUUUCCGAGGACGAUACCGCAGCCCUGACACUGUCUUCGGAACCGGUAGACGACCUAUUUUUCGCUACGCUCUCGAAGGCGAAGAAAAUCAACAAGGACUGCGAGAUUCUUCUGGGCUUCGAGAGCCAGACGUUGGGUUUGGAGAUCAUGGAGCAGACGUCCAAGAAUCUCAAUCUCGGCUUCCAGAAGCUCUACAAGUGGGUCCAACGGGAGUUCAAGACACUCAAUCUAGAGAAUCCGCAGAUCAGUUCUUCGAUCAGGAGGGCUCUUCGCGUGUUGGCCGAGCGUCCCAGCUUGUUCCAGAACUGCCUCGACUUCUUCGCCGAGGCGCGCGAGCAGGUGUUGGGUAACUCGUUCUAUACAGCAUUGACGGGAAGUUCGCCCUCCGGAGUGGAGGACACCACGGUCAAACCAAUUGAGCUCGUGGCGCACGAUUGCUUGAGGUAUGUUGGGGAUAUGCUUGCCUGGACGCACUCUGCUGCUGUCGGCGAGCGAGAGGCGCUGGAAGGCUUGUUCGUCGGCGGAGGCGAUGACAUUGCCAAGGGCAUCCAAGCUGGUCGGGAGAAUGAAGUCUGGCGGCUUGCCGCCGAAGACGGAGAGUACGCGGAUGACGAGUUUGACGCGGUAAGGACGCUGAACGAGCUGGUUGACCGCGAUAUGUCUGGGGCGGCACGCAUACUUCGUCAGCGGGUGGAGCAGGUCAUACAGACCAACGAGGAGACGAUUUUGGCUUACAAGCUGGCAAACUUGCUCGGUUUCUAUAAGAGCACGUUCUCGAAGCUGCUUAGCCCGGACUCCUCACUUGUGGAAUUAUUGGGGAUCCUCGAAUCUGAGGCGCUGCGACAGUUCCGUUCAUUGACUCGUGACCAUGUUGCGGCGAUUCAGGGCGACUUCCACCAGACGCCUGUCGAUCUACGCCCUCCAGAGUUCCUUGCUGAUGCGCUGGAACAGCUCGAGGCAAUCAUGAAGACGUACGAGACUUCGUUUACUUCUUCGGGCGACCCCGAAGAAGAGUUCGAGCCUGUGUUGACGGAGGCAUUUGACCCCUUUAUGUCCGGUUCAGCCAACAUGGUCGAGACGCUCCGUUCCCCGUCGAACUCUAUCUUUCUCACCAACUGUCUCAUGCUCGCACGGAGCAGUCUGUCGCGAUUCGACUUCACGCAGCGGCGGGUGGCGCAGCUGCAGGCGCAGAUCGAGCAGGAGAGGGCCCGCCUUGUCAAGUCGCAGUAUGAGUUCUUGCGCAGCGAAUCUGGGUUAGACGGCCUGAUCACGUGGCUGAAGCCGCUGGGUGGGAGCAAAGAGGAUGUAGAGAAAGUGUCGUCGCUUGAAGUCGUCCAGCCCAUGGCCCUUGAGCAGGCUAGUCAGAUGCUGGACGACUUCCUGCCCUCUGCACUGAUGGAUGCGAUGGAAAGGUUGAAGAACUUGCAGGAUUCAGGGCUGGCUCAAGCAAUUACCGAGGAGGCCGCCGAGAAGUUCUGUGUGGACUUUGAGCACGUCGAGGAGAUGCUGAUGCUUGCGGACGAGAUGGCCGAGCAACAGCAGAGGGAGUCAGAUGACUUUCAGAGCCUGCGGGCAAUAUUUCCUAGAACGUCGGGGGAAAUCCGUGUGCUGCUUUCCUGACGGGCAGUAUCAUACCUUACUCGCUCAUCAAUAGCAUACUUCAAGGGUUCUGUGCAUAUGGUAUUGUACAUCUUCUGUCGUGUCCUGAUUCAUCCUAGCUUGAGCUACCAUGGCCCUAGCAGAUGCCGUGAGGCCACACGGCACCUGGCAAUGACGGCGAGCCUCUUUUCAGACAGUGUACCAUUGGGAGGAUCGCCGUGGUGAGCGUCUCUUCAACUAUGCCCAUACUUACUAGUAAAGUAGUAAAGCACCUAUUGAACGUGGAGUUUGUCUGGCUCUAGUGCUGGCUCGGCUCACGAACCACUUGUAUUGUACAGUUCC
Messenger RNA from Chaetomium strumarium, 2620 nucleotides. RefSeq names its product oligomeric Golgi complex subunit 6. The coding region runs from base 224 to 2299 and encodes 691 amino acids. Gene Ontology annotation, biological process: intra-Golgi vesicle-mediated transport. The transcript has 2 exons. NCBI's taxonomy places the organism in Eukaryota, Fungi, Ascomycota, Sordariomycetes, Sordariales, Chaetomiaceae. Gene Ontology annotation, cellular component: COG complex. The record is from RefSeq and is a predicted model, not a curated record.